This is a messenger RNA of Trichoplusia ni (cabbage looper), 2381 nucleotides long. Its product is annotated as pentatricopeptide repeat-containing protein 1, mitochondrial. Gene Ontology annotation, molecular function: protein binding. The record is from RefSeq and is a predicted model, not a curated record. The transcript has 4 exons. Bases 317 to 2365 code for a protein of 682 amino acids. Lineage: Eukaryota; Metazoa; Arthropoda; Insecta; Lepidoptera; Noctuidae.
UGGAGUCACGUGAUCAUAUUUGUCGCUGGAAAGGAGCGACGAGCGACUCCAUGAGGCCGCGCCAGGUAUCGAGUGACGAGCGACUGUGUGCGACUUUUCGAGUCGCGGGAAAUUUAGAAAUUUAAAAAAUAGGGUAAUGUUAUCGGGUUUGUCUCUGUAAACGAGCGACGAACGAUUGCGUGCGGUUACGCCUUAACCCAAGUCUAGUCAACUAAACUAGUCACUGUCAAUGUCAUUUAGACAAGUGGUAUUUGGAGGUUAAGAAUUUAAAAAAUAAUAUUAAUUUUUAAUAAAUAAAUAUUCAGUUAGUUGUAACAUGGCUUUACGGUGCACCAAACUGUUGGGACUCAUUAGACGGUCGAGUGUAAUUCGCCAUAGUUAUAUUACAACAUCCGUUACUUUGCCAGAAGAAAUAAAACUUCCGAAACCAAAGGAAUUCAAAACAGAAGAUAACUUAGUUUAUUUAGAGGAUCAAGAUAACUUUGGUACUCUAUCAAAAUCAACUUAUACCUUUUCUGAAGAAAUAGAGGAUGCAGGAGAUAAACAGGAACAAGAUUUUUUGCAAAACGUACCAGUACGAUCUCAGAAGCUGACUACCAAACAAUAUGCGGAUAUAAUUAAGCAGUAUUUAAAGUAUAGGAGACUUAAAGAGGCAAUUGAUGUUUUAGAAGUAAGAAUGUUGAAAGAAGACAAAGUAAAACCUGAAAACUAUAUUUAUAAUAUUCUGAUUGGAGCAUGUGCAGAUGUCGGCUACACUAAAAAAGCAUUUAAAUUGUUUAAUGAAAUGAAAAGGCGGGCUCUUAAACCGACUGGUGAUACAUAUACUUGUCUAUUCAGUGCUUGUGCAAACAGUCCUUGGCCAGUAGAUGGUUUGAAAAAUGCUAAGCAUUUAAGAGAACUCAUGAUUGAAAAAGGAAUAGAACCCAACAUAACAAAUUAUAAUGCCAUGAUAAAAGCCUUUGGCAGGUGUGGCGACAUAGCCACAGCUUUUCAAAUUGUUGAUGAAAUGAUUUUAAAGAAGAUAAAAGUCAGAGUGCAUACUCUAAAUCAUUUGUUUCAUGCCUGUAUUUCAGAUAAACAAAAUGGUUUACGACAUGCUCUACUUGUGUGGAGAAAAAUGUUAUUAAUGAAAGAGAAACCUAACAUUUAUACUUUUAAUUUAAUGUUGAAAUGUGUAAAAGACUGUAAUCUAGGAAGUAAAAGUGAUAUAGAGGAACUAAUUAACACUAUCCAAUCUCAGAUGCUAAUACAAAGUAAAAGAAGGAGUCAAAUAAAACUGAUAGAGUCUAAUGAAUUAAUAAAUGUACCAGAAGCCCAAUUAUUGAUUGAACCACCUGAAGAUAUACUUAAAAUAAACAAAGAUACUGAUAAGCUUAACAAUUCUAAAAAUGCAUUGAAUGAAUUAAUGAUACAAGAGAAGCAAAAUGUACAAAUAGAAUUUGUGAACAAACUUACCAAAAUUGACACAAAUGAGAGAUCUGUACCUAACUUACUGUCUAAAGUGUUAAAUAUGGAGCAAGUAACUGCACUACAAGAAGUUCAAACCGUACAGGAUAAGUUUGCAGUGAUUGGUGGCCAAGAUGACUUUCUAAAGGAGAUGAGUACAUAUUCUGUGAAACCAGAUAUUAAGACAUUUACACAAAUAUUACCACUAUUAGAUAAUACUACGGAAGCUGAAGAAAAAUUACUAAAAAGUAUGAAAGCUCUAGAGAUUAAAGCUGAUAUUGAUUUCUACAACAUGCUCAUAAAGAAACGGUGUUUGAGAUCUGAUUAUGAUGCUGCUGUUAGUGUAAAAGAUUACAUAAAUGACGAAAUAGAGUACCGAAAGAAACGGUAUCCACAUUCAAAAAAGUUAAAACUAAAAUUGAAUAUAAUGACUUAUGGGGUGUUGGCCAUGACAUGCAAAACCAAAGAAAGCGCAGAAAAACUCCUCAGUGAAAUGGCGGACAAACAACUCAAAGUAAACAUUGAAAUUCUGGGAACCCUGUUAAGAAAUGGAACCGCAAGUGCUAACUUUGGCUAUGUGUUAUACAUUAUGAAUGUAGUAAAAAAAGAAAAUAUAAAAGUAAAUGCUACGUUUUUAAAGCACCUGGAAAAUUUUAAUGACCGUUGUAUCAGAAAUCUCAAAGAGAAUAAUGCCUCAGCUGUAUUUAAGAAAGCUUUUGAAAUUUUCGCCAAGUUCUAUAGUACAUGGUUAAAAGAAACAAAUGUUGAAGAAGCAUUGAAACCAGAACAUCCUUGGCAGCAAUUUAGACAAAAGUUUCCAGAGACAGUGCAGCGGGACAGUGUGCAAAUCAAAGAGCCAAAAAGGUUUUAUAAGAAACAUAAAAAAUAUGUAAAAUACACACCUAAGAUUGUAAAUUAAAGACAGAUUACAAAUA